CUCACAUUACUAGCCAAGAUGGCUGUGGACAGAAAAGUGUGAUGUGUGUCAGUUGUAACCCAAGCUAAUUUAACAAAUUAUCCACAAGUCUUGUUUUUCAUUGUUCACAAGAUUCUGUAUAAGAAAGCAACAUUUUUCUCGCUUCAACGCAAACCACAACCGUGGUGUCAGAAUGAGCAAUAUUUACAUUCAAGAGCCGCCAACGAAUGGGAAGGUCCUGUUGAAGACCACGGCAGGCGAUAUUGACAUUGAGUUGUGGUCCAAGGAGGCUCCCAAAGCAUGCAGGAACUUUGUGCAACUCUGCAUGGAAGGCUACUAUGAUGGCACCAUAUUCCACAGAGUGGUGCAGGAAUUCAUUGUUCAAGGUGGCGAUCCCACAGGAACAGGGACCGGUGGCGAAUCCAUCUACGGUCGGCCAUUCAAGGAUGAAUUUCACUCCAGAUUGCGUUUCAUUCGAAGAGGUUUGGUUGCCAUGGCAAAUGCUGGACCACAUGAUAAUGGCAGUCAGUUUUUCUUCACCUUGGCACGUGCAGACGAGCUCAACAAUAAACACACCAUAUUCGGCAAGGUCACAGGAGAUACGGUUUAUAAUUUGCUCAGAUUAACAGAAGUUGAAUGUGACCACGAGGAAAGACCUCUAAAUCCCCACAAAAUAAAAACAGCCGAGGUGCUUCAUUCUCCUUUUGAUGACAUUGUACCUCGUGAAACUAAAAAAGGAAAAAAGGAUAAAGACAAAGAGGAGGGAAAGAAAUCACAGUCCAAAGCCACAAAGAACUUCAGUCUGUUGUCAUUUGGAGAGGAAGCUGAAGAGGAAGAGGAGAUGGUGAAUCAAGUCAGCCAGACAUUAAAGGGAAAAAGCAAAAGCAGCCAUGACCUUCUGAAAGAUGAUCCAAGGCUGAGCUCUGUUCCAGCAGUUGAUAAGAAGAAAAAGAAAGGGACACCUGGAGAUCCAGCUGAGAAGGACGACGAGGAGGUCGACGGUGAUGCCGAAGAAGACAUGGACGCAGAUGAAGAGUAUGACCCGGACAGGAAGGAGAAGAUGAGGGAACUCGUCAGUCAAAAGCUAAAGAAAGGAAAAGGCACAGAAAACGCGACCGAGCCAGGCGAAGAGGAGCGAGGGAAAAAGACCAGCCGCAGUGACGAAUUACGGAAAGAGGCGCGGCAGUUGAAGAAGGAACUGCAGGCCAUAAAGCAAAGGAAAGAAGAAAGUUUCAAACCUCCGGUAGAGGAAGUCAAGGAGGAGGAGAUAAAGCCAGCCAAUGAGGCGGUGGCCGAGUACCUGGAGGGAAGAAGGAAGUACGAAGAGCUCAAGAAAGAAAAACUAAAGAAGGGCUCAAACAGAGAGGCACAGACACUGGCCCUCCUCAAUCGCUUCAAGGACAAGCUGUCGUCGGCAACCACUGAAGCGCCGGAAGAUGACGUGGAGGAGCUGGCAGAAGACGACGACAAAGGAUGGAUGGGCCAUGUUCUGCAGUUUGAUGAGCAAACCAGAAAAGUCAAGGAUGCCAACAUGCAGGACGAGGACACGUUUGAGAUCUACGACCCGCGGAACCCCGUCAACAAGCGCAGGAGAGAGGAGAGCAUGAAGAUCAUGAAGGAGAAGAAGGCCAAGAGGUGAGGUCGUGAGGUCGGAGGUCGGAGGUCGGCUCCUUUCCCAAGCCAUGUGAAUUGCAGGACUGGUCGCACGACACCCUGCCUGUCCGCUUCUCCACCACUUCAAACCACGCUUAUGUCGAACAGUCUCCGGGCCCGAAACAUCUGGAUUGAGGAUACUGACCCGAGCGCAUACCAUCCCUGUAAUCUGUGAUGGAGAGGCUUCUUCACCUGGAACAGCUGCAUCCGGACAACAUCCAGUCACUCGUCAGGAGUAAGACUGCAGUCGCAGAGAUGAUUAAGGUUGUGACCGCAUUACGUGUCGUUUUGUCAAUGCGAUUCUUCUUCUGUUGAUGCCAUCCAGAGCUUAAAUGUGUGCAUUCGACUUUGCCAGUGAAAAAUAAAUAUCAUUUUUUAACGAGA
This is a messenger RNA of Scophthalmus maximus (turbot), 2016 nucleotides long. It is a transcript of the gene cwc27, whose product is annotated as CWC27 spliceosome associated cyclophilin. Gene Ontology annotation, molecular function: peptidyl-prolyl cis-trans isomerase activity. The coding region runs from base 173 to 1618 and encodes 481 amino acids. The transcript has 14 exons. Gene Ontology annotation, biological process: protein folding; protein peptidyl-prolyl isomerization. Gene Ontology annotation, cellular component: catalytic step 2 spliceosome. The record is from RefSeq and is a predicted model, not a curated record. Lineage: Eukaryota; Metazoa; Chordata; Actinopteri; Pleuronectiformes; Scophthalmidae.